AUGAAGUUCGGGAAACCUGACAAGGAUCAAAAGCAGCCUCAACGCUUCCCACUCGAGGUAGCGGAAGCCUUUGAGCCAGAGGACGAUCUUUUCCGUGCAUUGCACCGAACUGGUUCUCCCCCCGGCACUCUCCUUUGUUUUUUCCCAGAGGCUGCACCCAGCACAAGUCUUAACCAGUUCCGUUUCCAGCUCCACCGCGAAAACGGGGUUCAGCCCGGUCUUAUGGGUUACCUUGAGAAGUAUAUCAGCGCUACACACUUGGUUUGGAGCAUGUGCGCUCUUCUCGCAGAUAGUGGUAUUGAUCCAGAUUGGACAGAUGCAUUUGAGGUGUGGCGCCCACAGUGGAGACAAUUCGCUAAGAGCUUUGAAAUCCAUGGAAAUACCUUGCGCACUUUAGAUGUUCCCCCCUCGCCAGUCCGUAUUAUGUGGAUCCAGGCGCCUAACGGUCUCGAUACGUAUACACUUUAUGCUGUAAAUCAUCAGGAGAAGAUGCGUGAUCAAGAUGCUCUGGAUGAUCUUUGGAGGUGGAUGCUUGACGUGCCGCCUGAAAUGAUUGUUCAUGGGGUUUAUACCAUAAAGCUUGGGUUCGAGCCUUGGUUCCCUGGUGAGUAG
Messenger RNA from Penicillium digitatum Pd1, 612 nucleotides. Its product is annotated as Oxidoreductase, N-terminal. NCBI's taxonomy places the organism in Eukaryota, Fungi, Ascomycota, Eurotiomycetes, Eurotiales, Aspergillaceae. The record is from RefSeq and is a predicted model, not a curated record.